UUUUCCUGUUAUAAAUAAUCUUCAAAUAAAUAUGGGCUUGCACAAAAACUGAGGUCAAAAUUGUGUCCUGGAGAAAUUCCUGAGAAAACUUAUGUGGUUAUGGUAAAUGUUCUGCAAAAUGCAUGUGCUUCUUUUCCAUGUUUUCCUUAUUAAUCUAUAUAAUAAUACGCUAAGUGUGUCUGUCUGUGACAGGCAAAGUGGAAGUCUUCAUUUUCUUUUGAUGUUGCCGAAAAAUGCACGUCUAAUGUGUUAAAUUUUCAGACCUUACGGAGCGACGAAAAUAACACUACUUUAACGUCAAUAUCCUAUAUUAAAUUAAUGAAGCCAUUACAGUGCACCUAAAACUUUGAGGCCAAAUAACUUGGAAACGAAGUGGUGAUGUCAAUGAUUUUUCACCGCGUUGGUAACUAGGGACCACCUGGAACUAAUUUGGAUGUUUGACUCAAAAGCAAAGAUAUUUCAUUGGGUACAACUUCUGUUUCUAGAUUAACCUCUUUUGAACUAAUGAUUACAGGCCUAAAGAAAAAAAGUUAUCAAGCAUGUCAACCCUUGCUGAGUUUCCACCUCCAGGAAGACAACCAACAAUUGGAGAAAGAAACUCAAAACUUGUUUCAACUGAUGAAAGCUGUGUUAUAACUGACUACAGAAGGAUUGAUUUAACAGAUACAACCUCACACACAAAAAGUUUAGCUUGCUUAGAAACUACAUGCAAAGCAGCUUUUGUUAACGAAGAACAACAUUUGAUUGAGAAACUUCAAGAAGAAUGGAAUAAAAAUGGGUUUUCAGGAGUAUUUAAAGAACUUCAAUCUUCAAAAAAUGUUCAUACUUCUAUAAAAUCGCUGUCAUUAGCGCUUCACAAUGGAUUGGAACUACUAAGCUCCUGGCGUGAAAAAAUUAUGCCUAAAAAAACAUUUCAUUACACAUCUAACAAUUCACCACUAUUAGCAUGUCAUCCACACCUUCCAAGAAUGGCCAUUGUGUUAAAGGAUCAAACAAUAAAAGUGAUGACAGUGAAUAAAAUAAACGAACAAGACGUCUUGUUAAAAGAUAAAAGAAUAAAAAAAGUGACUUGUCUUGCUUGGAGGCCGAAGUCGUCAUUAAGUUUGGCUGUGGGUAGCAGUAAAGGAAUUCUUGUCUGGUUAUUGGACCCAAAUAUCACCACAGUAAGGUCUGGUUCGAAUAUGACGAGGUUUUUACAGUCACGUGACAUGUCUUCUGAUGUUAACUCAAUAAGUUGGAGUUCAGAUGGAAAGCUUUUAGCAUGUUCUAGCGUCAACUCAUCCUGUUUUUGGAUUUGGAGUAUAGUGUCAGAACGGAAUACCCCUAUACACCGUGUAGGUAGUGCAAUAACGUUUGUGGACUGGUCGCCAUGUGGGCAAAAAUUGUUAUCUGUAAAUCAAUCCCAGACAUUCAGGGUGUGGGAGACAAUGCAGUGGACGUGUGAAAAAUGGGCUGAUCUAAACGGCACUUGUUCCAAUGCUUGCUGGAGCUCCUGUGGGUCUUACUUAUUGUUUACAGUGGCUUGUGAACCAAUUAUAUAUUACGUUCAUUUCGAUAGCAAAAGCAAUAUUGAUGUGGGGAGUACUGGAGUAGCUUUGAAAUGUGCGGAUCUGUCUGCGUGUGUGGAUACUGAAGAUGAAAAUGAAAUAGGUGGACUUAUUACAGAUAUGGUAUGGGAUCCAACAAAUUCAAGAUUAGCAGUCACAUGUCAAGGACCUUCGAGUAACCAACCAUAUGUCGUUUUGUUUCACACAAGAAUCGCUCCGUUGUUGCAGCUAAUUCCUUGUGGUUUUAUUCGUGGGGAAGAUUGUGAGGUUCCAUUGAAGAUUGAUUUUUUGCAUGGCUAUGAUAUGGGAGCUCUCAUGGCUGUUUACUGGUCAAGCGAGACGAUCUCACUUAUUCCACUUUUAUAUAACCAGAACUUGUCUUCGUCACCCAGAUAUCAUCUUGCACACAUAAAUGAACUGAAUACCACAACGAAUAAAAAUAGAGAUUACAGUACGGUGGAAAACGAAACUGUAAUAUACAGUCAGUUCCAUGAUUGAUCGCGUAAAUGUGAACAGGAUCUUUUUUAUUGUAUAAAUACUUUUGUUAAAAAAAAAAAUUCUUUAUUAA
This is a messenger RNA of Hydractinia symbiolongicarpus, 2115 nucleotides long. RefSeq names its product aladin-like. Bases 540 to 2045 code for a protein of 501 amino acids. Lineage: Eukaryota; Metazoa; Cnidaria; Hydrozoa; Anthoathecata; Hydractiniidae. Gene Ontology annotation, biological process: nucleocytoplasmic transport. Gene Ontology annotation, cellular component: nuclear pore. The transcript is spliced from 19 exons. The record is from RefSeq and is a predicted model, not a curated record. Gene Ontology annotation, molecular function: protein binding.